AUGGAGAAAUCUUGUUUUCUUAGAGGAUUAUACAAUGUCUGGGGAGUUAAUUAUGAUGCAGUUAUCGAGUGCAUACCACCGGUCAUAUCAAUUUUUCUCAGUUUGUCGAUGUAUUUAAACGGAAUUUUUAAUGUAAAAAAGAUUAAGGAUAUGCUUUUAUUCAUUAAAAAUAACCACGAUUAUUAUAUGAAUCGUCCAGAAAAUAUGAUUCUUCGAUAUUAUAACAUGCAAGGAAAAAAGAUUACAUUUUAUUAUGCCUCAUACGUUUAUAUAACAGUAUUGGUUUAUUUAAUGUUACCAACGGUUCCACUGAUAACUGAUCUCGUUAUACCUUCAAAUCAUUCUCAAAAGAAAAACUUUCUAUACGAACUUGAUUAUGGCGUGGACAAAGAACAGUAUUUUUAUUAUAUAUGCAUACACUCAUAUGUGGGAACAACUAUGAUUGCCAAUUUAAUUAGUUCUUGUGAUACCACAUAUAUGCUAUAUGCUCAACAUGCCUAUGCUUUAUUUGCAAUUGUGAGUUAUAAAUUGAGAACCAUACAUAUUAUGGAUACAAAUUAUUUGAUAAAUAUGAAGGAUCAUCAUGUGCUCGAAAACUACAAAAAUAUCGAAUUAUUACCGGCGGAGCAGAAGAAAGUUUACAGAAAAUUAUUCAUUUGCAUAAAAGAACAUCAAAAUGCGAUAAAGUAUUCAAAUCUUCUUGAAUCAUUGUUCAGCAAAUCCAUACUUGCUCAGUUGUUCUUCAAUGUGCUUUGUUUUAGUAUUACAGGAGUUGAAGUUGUAAUGAAAGUAGGUAAUAUAAGCGAAAUGAUAAGAUUUGGAUCGUUUACGUUCGCACAAGCUGUUCAUAUAUUCUUUCUUUGUUUACCUGGACAAAGACUAUUAAAUCAUAGUGAAGAAGUAUAUGUCGCAGCAUGCGAAGUAAUAUGGUAUAUACUUCCUAAAAAGUGUCAUAAUUUAUACAAACUUUUACUUGCAAGAACUUUGAUAUCUAGUAAAAUAACAGCUUUCAAACUGACAAUUAUGAGAAUGGAGACAUUUCUUACAAUUAUUCAAUCUGCAAUGAGCUACUUCACUGUAUUGUUAUCAACUAUAUGA
Molecule: messenger RNA, 1098 nt
Organism: Eufriesea mexicana
Lineage: Eukaryota; Metazoa; Arthropoda; Insecta; Hymenoptera; Apidae
Product: odorant receptor 13a
Exons: 9
Coding region: 1-1098 (365 amino acids)
Biological process (GO): detection of chemical stimulus involved in sensory perception of smell; sensory perception of smell
Cellular component (GO): plasma membrane
Molecular function (GO): olfactory receptor activity; odorant binding
Source: RefSeq, a predicted model, not a curated record